Molecule: messenger RNA, 960 nt
Organism: Candidula unifasciata
Lineage: Eukaryota; Metazoa; Mollusca; Gastropoda; Stylommatophora; Geomitridae
Source: the annotation of a GenBank genome assembly
GCUGACCUUUACCAACUCAAUGACAGGUGUAAGAAAAAUCCAGGUCACAAGAACUUUAUACCUGUUGACAGGUUCUGUAUAGAAGAUCUCCCCGAGGAUUACCGAGACAAAAAUGUUGUAGAUUUUAUCCGUUUAGUGUCCGACCUGACAGUUCGGGUGACAGUCAACUAUGUCAGUGACAAGAGACCAGAAUUGGCUCCUGGUGGUAUCAGAAAUUAUCCAGGAUACAAUGUCAGGGGCAAGCGGAGGAUCACUGUAGGAACAGGUAUAGUGGCACAUGUCAGCAACUCUGCCAACGAAACUUGUAAAUGUAAGGAUUGUAUAAACUCUACUACCCCUGAGACAAACUUUGCCAAAAUAUUUAUUAGGACAGCAACCCAUGUUGUCUUUGACAAACUUGAGGCGGAGCACACAACAUGUAAUUUGUUCUUUGAUCGAGGAAGUAGACCGAACGAAUGUAGCGGUGUUGUUGCACUCACUGGUAACUUUGAUGCGGUGUUCAAUAAUAUCGACAAAGACACAUGUCAGAUUAGUUACAUGACUCAUCACCUGGAACUGGCUGACAGACUUCGCCAAAUGUUGAGUCAGGUGGCCAUUCUAGGAAAAACUGUUUUUGCUAAAAUACCUAGUCAUUAUAAAUUCAAGCUAAAGCCAAAUGCUAUGGACAGGUAUCCAUUGAUGUGUAUAGUGUCCCACCCUCACGGGUGCAGCAAACAGAUCAGCUUAGGUCGCUGGACCAGUGCUGACAAGUUGAACAAUCACAUCCUCUCCUACCACUACACCGCAGCCACAUGUCCUGGGUCCAGUGGGGCUCACAUUCAAGUCCUGCACAGAUUCGCAAAUCAGCUUGAUGAGCCAAUGUCUGAAGAAGCUCAUUGUGGUGCAUCUGUUGUGAAACCUGGCAUCAAUUAUUGUAACACUUGUGUAGGUCAGUACAUUUUUUCUACACGUUUGUGUUAG